AUGGGCUGUUUUCAAUCUAAGGAAAAAUCAAUUAACAUUGCUGGGCACUUUAAUAAGGAUCUAAGAGAGCCUCGGAAUACUGUACAGAGGUUUCCUUACGAGAAGGUUCUAACAACCCUUCCCUUCAGAGAAGAUAUCCUUGAAUUAUGUCAACUUGACCAGAAGGUUCAUGGCAAGAAUGCCCAGCCUACUUCAACUGAGAGGAACAAGUAUUUGAAAUUGAGAUCUGCUAUACAGAAUGAUUUGAAUAAACUUAACAAGAAAUUGGGAAAUACUGAGGAAUUCCUUUAUGCAGACACCAGGGGUCUGAAGGUUGAACAACUCCAGAGCUUUGAUUUUGUAGACCCAUACUUCCCACCAUCACAGCAGUCUCUGUUUGACUCAAAGAUGGGCAGACACCCAAUGGCUGACACUUGGGAAGCGUUUACUUGGAAACGCCCUUCUGAGGUGUAUGGAGAAGGCAAUUAUGAUAUUUUCCGAGAAAUUCAUCCAAACGAUAUCAAGCAAGGUUAUUGAGGAGACUGAUAUUACCUCUCAGCUCUGAGUGGUCUUGCUGAGUUUCCUGAUAGAGUCAGGAAAAUAUUCCAAAUCAAUAAGAUCAAUUCUAUAGGCUUUUACGAAGUGACCUUGUACAUCACUGGGGAGAAAAGAACAGUCUACAUUGACGACUACUUCCCAUAUUCAGGAAGAAACGAGGACUGGGCAUUCUCAAAAUCAGUAGACAACGAGAUCUGGGUACUUCUUUUAGAGAAAGCUUGGGCUAAAGUUCAUGGGAACUACCAGCGCAUAGAAGGAGGAAACACUGCUGAGGCCUUGAUGGUCAUCACCGGAGCUUAUGUAGAUUAUAUUUUUCACAACCAGGUGUUUAACAAGGACAUUCUCUGGCGAAGGAUUUUUAACGCCGACCAGAACAAGUAUGUGAUAGCUACUUCAGCCUCCAGUAAGAGGACGGGCAAGCAGAGUGACCAACUCAAAGAUUUUGGAAUUGUAGAUGCCCAUGCGUAUACACUUAUUGAAGCUCAACCAAUCAUGACCUCUGAUAAGUCCAAAGUCAGACUUCUUCAAUUAAGAAAUCCUUGGGGGUUCGAAGAGUGGAAGGGAGACUGGUCAGACCACGACAAGAAAAACUGGACUGAUGACCUGAAAAGAAAGUUGAACUACGAAGCUCGUGAAGACGGUGUAUUUUAUAUCGAUUUUGAGAACUAUCUCGGAUAUUAUUACAACACUUCUGUAUGCAAGUAUCAGAAGGGAGAGGACUUUCAGUAUUACUAUGAUAUUGACACUUGAAAAGAAUAUUCUAUAUUCCAAUUUAGAGUAAACAAGUCGAAAAUGAAGACGAAGGUUUUCUUGUCUGUAAACCAGCUAAAUAAGAGAUUUUAUACAAAAAAUCAGUCUUUCCAAUAUGCAGGAGUCAAAGUAAUGGUAGCCAAAGUUGUAGGAGAUCAGCUGAAAUUUGUUGAUGGAGAUGCUGCCCAAUUUUCCUCAGUCCAGGUUGAACUCAAGGAUCUACCAAGUGGGCAAUAUCUUGUGUUUUGAUUGCCAAAAUGGGACCAUAAUCAUCAUUGAAGAAAUUUAGUUUGCUCGAUUUAUAUCAACCAGGAGACAGAGAUCAGCAGGACUUAUUACAAAAGAUACUCACCAACAAUUAUGAGAACAAUGCAAUCCUGGCUUCAAGACAGAAUCUCCCUUGGAAAGGACUAUCAGAGACAGAAUUUAGAGGACGAGUCUGAAGGAGAGAGCGAUUUGCCUGAUGAUGAAGAAGAGAAAAUCCCUCUGAAUGAGGAAACCAAAGAAAGUAUCCUAAUAUCCAAGGCUACUCCUGUAAUGAAGCAGACUAAAACUUCCCUAGCCGUGAUUAGUUCAUCAAGGUUCUUUAGGAGGAAGUCUAAAGUUUUAGUAGAAAAAGUGUUUACAGAUAUAAAACUCGUACUGAAAACAGAAACCCAGAAGGAGCAUCUUUAUAUAAAAAUCUCUGGAACUGAGAUCGACAAGCAUUGCCAGUUAGAGCGGUUUAAGAACAAAAAGAUUUACACUUAUAAGCUAAAAGAGGAUGAGAGGAUUGGCAACAUCUCUUUAUGUGCGAUCAAGGAGUCUGGGGCUGAUGCCAAACCAUGUUUUUCCAAGCUCAUUUUCAAGGACAUUCUCACCACUUAUGACGAGGAAUCUAAAGAAGAUGAUGAGCGUGAGCUCAUCAUUGAGUAUACACUUCAAGAUCAGCAAGAGAUGGAGUCUGGCGAGCAGUCAGUUUUUGAGAAUUUUACAGAUGAUAUUAAUUUCAACGUUGAGCUCGAGUAUAGCUCAGCAGCCACAAAGAAGAAGAAAUGGGAUGAUAUUGCAGUUGAGCCUAAGGAAAAGGAAAUUGUCAACCUAACUUCAGUUAACCAAGGAGGAAAGAAGAGUGCUUAUUCAGGGAGUAUAGUCACGCUUUAUAAUAUAAAGCCGGAAAGAAUCUCGUAA
Moneuplotes crassus is the source of this 2457-nucleotide messenger RNA. The record is from the annotation of a GenBank genome assembly. Lineage: Eukaryota; Ciliophora; Spirotrichea; Euplotida; Euplotidae.